Molecule: messenger RNA, 1684 nt
Organism: Bufo gargarizans (Asiatic toad)
Lineage: Eukaryota; Metazoa; Chordata; Amphibia; Anura; Bufonidae
Product: zinc finger protein OZF-like
Exons: 4
Coding region: 19-1518 (499 amino acids)
Biological process (GO): regulation of transcription by RNA polymerase II
Molecular function (GO): DNA-binding transcription factor activity; RNA polymerase II cis-regulatory region sequence-specific DNA binding
Source: RefSeq, a predicted model, not a curated record
GAUCUGUACAAGAACAUCAUGAUGGAGGAUCACCAGCCCCUCACAUCAUCAGUUAAAGAAGAGAGAACAACACUGGAGAGAUGUCCCAGCCCACUUCUUCUACAGGAUGGUUCAGAAGAACAUCAAAAUGUUCCAUAUGAUGAUCAGCUUUUAAAUCUGGGUAAAGAUCUGACCAAUAUUAAGGCUGAAGAUACAUAUGUGAGGGGUGAUGAGCAGAUCAUAGAGGACAUUGCCACAGAUAACCACCCAGCAGAUAACUGUACCAGGAGCUUAGAGAAACAUGUGAUAUUAUCAGAUUUCAGAACAGAUGAUUGUGGUGUCACAGAAGAUAAACAUGAAAAGUAUGCCAUUAUCCCAGAUGUACCCUUGGUUUUUGACACAAAAGAUCUAUCAUCUGAUCCUUUGGAUGGAUUUCAAUCUUUUGAUUUAUCAAAGACUGUUAAGCAAAUUAAAAGUCACAGAAGAAUUGUUCAACAUCAAGGAACUCACACAAGAAAGAAGACUUUUUCAUGCUCAAAAUGUGGGAAAUGUUUUAACCGUAAUUCACGUCUUAUUGUACAUGAGAGAAUUCACACAGGGGAGAAGCCAUUUUCAUGCUCAGAAUGUGGGAAAUGUCUUAACUAUAAAUCAGAUCUGGUUAAACAUCAGAGAAUUCACACAGGGGAGAAACCAUUUUCAUGCUCAGAAUGUGGGAAAUGUUUUAACCAUAAAUCACAUCUUAAUAUACAUCAGAGAAUUCACACAGGGCUGAAGCCAUUUUCAUGCUCAGAAUGUGGGAGACUGUUUAACUAUAAAUUAGAUCUUGUUAAACAUCAGACAGUUCACACAGGGGAGAAGCCAUUUUUAUGUUCAAUAUGUGAAAAACGUUUUAACCAAAAAUCUGAUCUUGUCAUACAUGAGAGAAUUCACACAGGGGCGAAGCCAUUUCCAUGCUUAGAAUGUGAAAAACAGUUUAACUAUAAAUCACAUCUUGUUAUUCAUCAGAAAAUGCACACAGGGGAGCAGCCAUAUUCAUGCUCAGAAUGUGAAAAACAUUUUAAUCAUAAAUCACAACUUGUUAGACAUCAGAGAUGUCACACAGGGGAGAAGCCAUUUUCAUGCUCAACUUGUGAAAAAUGUUUUAGCCAUAAAUCGCAACUUGUUAUACAUGAGAGAAUUCACACAGGGGAGAAGCCAUUUUUUUGUUUAGAAUGUGGGAAAUCUUUCACAAAGAAAGCAGGUCUUGUUGCACAUCACAGAAUUCACACAGGGGAGAAGCCAUUUUCAUGCUCUGAAUGUGGGAAAUGUUUUACAGUUUAUUCCAGUCUAGUUAAACAUCAGAGAAUUCACACAGGGGAGAAGCCAUUUUCUUGUUUAGAAUGUGGGAAAUCUUUCACAAACAAAACAAGUCUUGUUGUACAUCACAGAAUUCACACAGGGGAGAAGCCAUUUUCAUGCUCAGAAUGUGGGAAAUGUUUUAAUCAGAAAUCAGAUCUUGUUAAACAUCAGAGAAUUCACACAGGGAAGAAGCCAUUUUAAUGUUCAGAAUUUGGUGAACGUGUUAAUCAAAAACCAGAUCUUGUUAGACACAGGAUAAUUUACACAGGGAAAACCUGUUUUAGUGUUCAGAAUGUGGAAAAUGUAAUAGAAUUAAAUUAAGUCUUAUCAAAUAUCAGAGAAUUCCCACAGGGAUGAAGCCAUUUUC